AUCUCUCUACACCCACACACACACACACAUACAUAACUGACAACCAUGCCUUGUGAAUCCGUUAUGGAGUUCUCUGCAACUCAGAUCAUCUCUAAAUCAACUGUUUUUCCGGCCACAAAGUCCACCCUUUCUGAUCUGAAACUCUCGGCCUCCGACCUCCCUAUGCUUUCUUGCCACUAUAUCCAGAAGGGUAACCUCUUCCCAAGACCUUCCAUCGCCAUUACAGAUCUUCUUUUACUUCUCCAACAAGGCCUUUCUCGAGCUCUUGCUCAUUUCCCACCUCUUGCCGGUCGUCUCAUCACUGACGCCAAUGGCUACGUCUAUAUCACCUGUAACGACGCCGGAGCUCAGUUUGUUCAUGCCAGUGCAACUCAUCUUACUGUGAAUGAUGUUAUUUCCCCAACUCAUGUUCCCGAUUCUGUAAAGGGGUUUUUCUCCUUUGACAGGAUGGUGAGCUACGACGGCCAUUUUAAUCCAAUUUUGGCGGUUCAGGUGACGGAGCUCGACGAUGGUGUUUUUAUUGGAUUUUCCGUGAAUCACGCGGUGGUUGAUGGGACUUCCUUAUGGAACUUCAUUAAUACUUUCGCUGAGGUUUGUAGAGGAGCAAAUUUGAUCUCGAAACAACCGUUUUUCACCCGUGAAUCAGUGUUGAUUUCGCCGGCGGUUCUGAGAGUUCCCGCCGAUGGACUGAAAGUGACGUUUGACGAGUACGCGCCGUUGAGCGAGAGGGUUUUUAGUUUUAGCAGAGAAUCGAUUUUGAAAUUGAAAGACAGGACUAACAAUCGGAAAAAAUUCAGUUGUUACGGGAACGGAGAAAUUAACGCCGCCGAAGUAAUGGGAAAGCAGAGUAAUGAUCCUAUCAAACUCUCCGACGAGAAGGUGACGACUUUAAUCGGUAAUUGGAUAAGAAACGCCGUCGUUACAAAAACCGAACCGGCACGGGAGAUUUCUUCCUUCCAAUCGCUCUGUGCGUUGCUAUGGCGGGGAGUGACACGUGCAAGGAAGUUCCCGAAUUCGAAAACGACGACAUUUAGGAUGGCGGUGAACUGCCGGCACCGGCUGGAACCAAAGCUCGAAACUCUUUAUUUCGGCAACGCAAUUCAGAGCAUUCCAACAUACGCGACCGCCGGCGACGUGUUGUCACAUGAUCUUAAGUGGUGCGCCGAGCAGCUGAACAAAAACGUACUAUCCCACGACGAUACGAUGGUCCGUCGUGCUGUGCAUAGUUGGGAGCAGGACCCACGGUGUUUUCCGUUGGGGAACUUCGAUGGAGCGAUGCUGACGAUGGGCAGUUCGCCGAGGUUUCCAAUGUUUGAUAAUGAUUUUGGGUGGGGAAAACCCGUUGCGGUGAGGAGUGGAAGGGCGAACAAGUUUGAUGGUAAGAUAUCGGCGUUCCCUGGGAAAGAAGGUGGUGGAAGCGUGGAUUUGGAGGUGGUGCUUUCGCCGGAAACAAUGGCGGCACUUGAAUUGGACCCAGAGUUCAUGCAGUACGUUUCGGGACAAUGUUGUUGAUGUCAUGGUUGUUUGUCUGUUUGUGAAAUACUGUGGUGUUGUUGUUGUUGCUAGUUUAUCUAUAAAACGACGUCUCUUUUGUAAUUUAACUUGUGAUUAAAUAUAAUCCCUUUUAUCUUCU
This is a messenger RNA of Cynara cardunculus var. scolymus (artichoke), 1633 nucleotides long. RefSeq lists its product as uncharacterized. The coding region runs from base 46 to 1512 and encodes 488 amino acids. NCBI's taxonomy places the organism in Eukaryota, Viridiplantae, Streptophyta, Magnoliopsida, Asterales, Asteraceae. The record is from RefSeq and is a predicted model, not a curated record. The transcript has a single exon.